AUGCUUUCUUGGAAUACUUCUACUCACUUCUGUAAUUGGCAUGGAAUCACAUGCAAUUCCACGCUUACGAGAGUUACUGAGUUGAGCUUGCAAGGGUACAAGUUGAAAGGGAAGAUAUCUCCUCACAUAGGUAAUCUAUCUUUUAUGAGAAGAUUUGAACUUGGAAACAACAGUUUUCAUGGCAAUAUCCCGCCAGAAGUGGGACGAUUGUCCCAAUUGCAAAUUUUCAAGGUUGAAAAUAACACAUUGGUAGGAGAAAUUCCUUCCAAUUUGACAUAUUGUACUCAACUCAAAGUUUUAUUUUUGUAUGGAAACAAUCUUCUGGGAAAAAUACCAACCGAAAUUGGGUUACUCCAGAAGGUUCAACUUCUGAACUUUGGUCGAAACCAAUUAACGGGAGGAAUUCCAUCAUCAAUAGGGAAUCUUUCAUCAGUGACAUAUAUCUCCCUGACUUUUAACAACUUAGAGGGAGAUAUUCCAAUACAAAUAUGUCAUCUCAAUAGCUUGACAAUUAUAGCUUUGGGUGUUAACAAUCUCAAUGGAACAUUUCCUUCUUGUCUUUAUAAUAUGUCAUCUCUUAUUGGAAUCUCAGUUUCAGACAACCAAUUCAGUGGCUCUCUUCCAUCCAACAUGUUCCACAACCUCCCAAAUCUCCAGGCACUUGUACUAGGUGGCAAUCAUAUCUCAGGUCCAAUUCCACCUUCCAUUACAAAUGCAUCCUUACUCUCACUCUUUGAGAUAGUCGAAAACCAUUUUGUGGGAAGAGUUCCAAGUCUUGGAAAACUGCAAAAUCUUUAUCGCCUAAAUUUGGGUAAGAACAAUUUAGGUGACAAUUCAACUACUGGUUUGGAGUUUUUAAAAUCAUUGAUGAACUGUACUAAGUUGAAAAUAUUAGCUCUAUCUUUCAAUAAUUUUGGAGGUCAUUUGCCAAAUUCUUUGGGCAAUUUUUCCACCCAACUAAGUGAACUAUAUCUCGGAUACAAUGACAUAUCUGGAGAAAUCCCUGAGGCAAUAGGAAAUCUAGUUGGCUUAACUCUAUUGACCAUAUACAAUAACCACAUUGAUGGGAUUAUCCCAACAACUUUUGGAAAGCUGAAAGUGCUUCGAGUGUUAGGCUUACGGGGAAACAAUUUGUCAGGAAAGAUAGAACCCUUCAUUGGCAACCUUAGUCAAUUGUUUUAUUUGGACCUGCGAGCAAAUCAGUUUGAAGGGAGUAUUCCUCCAAGUAUAGGAAACUGCCAAAUCCUACAACAUCUAGAUCUUUCGCAGAACAAUCUUACAGGAACCAUACCGCUAGAGGUUUUUAAUCUUUCCUCUUUAUUUGACAAGUUGGCUUUGUCACAUAACUCGUUGAGUGGUAGUAUACCAGAGAAAGUGGGAAAGUUAAAAAAUAUCGACUUUCUAGAUAUGUCUCUGAAUCAUUUGUCUGGUCACAUUCCUAGUGGUAUUGGAGAAUGCAUGAUGAUAGAGUACCUCUAUUUGCAAGGGAAUUCUUUACAAGGAAUCAUACCAUCUUCUUUGGCAUCACUUAAAAGUAUUAUACUUUUGGACCUAUCACAAAACCAUUUGUCUGGUUCAAUUCCAAAUAUUCUGCAAAACCUUUCUUUCUUACAACAUUUCAAUGUAUCUUUUAACAUGUUGGAAGGUGAGGUACCCACUGGAGGUGUCUUUCGAAAUGCAAGUGCUGUAGUUGUGACUGGAAAUAGUAAGCUUUGUGGAGGUAUUUCUGAAUUGCAUCUACCACCAUGCCCUGUCAAAAGUAAGAAACUUGCAAAACACCACAAGUUCAGACUGAUAGUAGUGAUAUUGAGUGUAGUUGCGUGUCUUAUUGUACUAUCAUGUAUAUUAACCAUCUAUUGGUCGAGGAAAAAGGGAAAGAAACCUUCCCUUGAUUCAUCAACAAUUGAGCAAUUGGCUAAAGUUUCCUACCAAAGCUUAUACAACGGAACUGAUGGGUUCUCAACUACAAAUUUGAUAGGGAAUGGAAAUUUUAGUUCUGUCUACAAAGGAACUCUUGAGUUAGAAGACAGAGUUGUUGCCAUAAAAGUUCUAAACCUGCAAAGAAAAGGAGCUCACAAGAGCUUCGUAGCUGAAUGUAAUGCACUGAAAAACAUUAAACAUCGAAAUCUUGUUCAGAUUUUGACAUGUUGUUCUAGCACAGACUACAAAGGUCAAGAAUUCAAAGCUUUAAUCUUUGAGUACAUGAGAAAUGGAAGCUUAGAGCAAUGGUUGCAUCCUCCCACAACAAGUGUAGAGCCCCCGAGAACAUUGAGGCUUAGUCAAAGAUUAAAUAUCAUGAUUGACGUAGUUUCUGCAUUACAUUAUCUCCAUCAUGAAUGUGACCAAUUGAUCAUUCAUUGUGAUUUAAAGCCAAGCAAUGUGCUUCUUGAUGAUGACAUGACUGCUCAUGUAAGUGAUUUUGGCAUAGCAAGACUUCUCUCAUCAAUCAAAGGUAUCACCACUAAACAAUCAAGUACACUUGAAAUAAAGGGAACUAUUGGCUAUGCUCCUCCAGUGGGUUGUGAAGUGUCAACUUAUGGCGACAUGUACAGCUUUGGAAUUCUCAUGUUGGAAAUGCUUACUGGGAGAAGACCUACAGAUGAAACGUUUGAAGAUGGUCAAAAUCUUUGUAACUUUGUUGCAAUAUCAUUUCCCAAUAAACUUUCCCAAAUUAUGGAUCCACGACUAACUCCAAUUGAGGAAAAUGAAAUGAAUCUUAAUCCAAUUGUUGAGAAGCACUUAGUUUCACUUUUUAGGAUUGGACUUGCCUGUGCCGUGGAAUCACCAAAAGAAAGAAUGGAUGUGGUUGAUGUUAGCAAGGAGCUUCAUCAAAUCCGAAAAGCCUUGGUUGGGACGAGCUCUAUACUGGGAAAUGAUCUUAAUAUAUAUCCUUGA
Sphenostylis stenocarpa is the source of this 2895-nucleotide messenger RNA. The record is from the annotation of a GenBank genome assembly. NCBI's taxonomy places the organism in Eukaryota, Viridiplantae, Streptophyta, Magnoliopsida, Fabales, Fabaceae.